Gilbertella persicaria is the source of this 2007-nucleotide messenger RNA. RefSeq names its product amino acid/polyamine transporter I. The record is from RefSeq and is a predicted model, not a curated record. Gene Ontology annotation, cellular component: membrane. Gene Ontology annotation, molecular function: transmembrane transporter activity. The transcript has 5 exons. The coding region runs from base 71 to 1609 and encodes 512 amino acids. Lineage: Eukaryota; Fungi; Mucoromycota; Mucoromycetes; Mucorales; Choanephoraceae. Gene Ontology annotation, biological process: transmembrane transport; amino acid transport.
AUAGUAUGUAGAUAUAAAAAGAUAUACACUCUUGUCUUUUUUCUUCUUCUUUUGCCCUGAAUUUAUAAAGAUGGUAGACCGGGAUAGUAUUACAACAAAGAAAUCAAAACUUCCUGACAUACAGCAUGUAGAAACAAACGAGUUUGAUUGUGAUGCUCAAAGACUUAGAGAUUUGGGCUACAAACAAGAAUUCAAGCGAGAAAUUAAUCUGUUGGCUCAAAUUGGUUUCUGCUUUACUACAAUGGGUGUCUUGCCAAAUUGGAUGGUAGGCUUUGGCCCUAUCAUCGGCUCUGGUGGCCCGUCUUCUUUGUUCUGGGGCAUGAUUGUUGUAGCCCCUUUUGUGAUGUGUAUUGCUCUUUCUAUGGCCGAAGUUGUUUCUGCCUAUCCGCUGGCAGGUGGUAUUUACUCUUGGUGUUUUCUAUUGAGCAACAAAGAAUGGGGACCAUUCAUGGCAUGGAUUGGUGGGUACUUGUACUUGAUUGGCUUAGUCACGGCCAAUAUUACACUCUCCUGGUCUGUCUCUGAAUUCGUUAUUGGUAUUGCAAAUACAGUAAAUGAGACACAGAUCGAAUCUCAAGGCGUUUAUGUGGGAUUGUACUGUUGUGUGUUUUUCUUGGCCACUGCAUAUAAUUUUCUCGGCAUAAGAUUCAGUGCUUACUUGAACAAGUUUCUUUUGUUCUGGGUAGGCGUUGGCACUAUCGUUAUUAUUUGUACUGUGCCUGCCAUGGCCCCUAAGCAUAAUUCCGCUAAAUGGGUGUUUACUGAAUUCACAAAUACUACAGGCUACACAAAUCAAGGUCUUGUCUUUUUGCUUGGUUUAUUGCAAGCAGGUUGGACACUGAUUGGAUACGAAUGUGGUGUCCAGAUUGUUGAAGGCACAAAAAAAGCUGAUAUUACAGCACCUCGUGGCAUUAUUGUCUGUGUGAUAAGUGCCAUUGUUCAAGGUUUCGCUAUUAUUUUGAUCACAUUGUUUUCAAUUCAAGACGUAGAGGCUUUGUUCGAGUCUAGUAUGCCGGUUGCUACUUUCUUUUUGCAAGCUACUAAUGCUAGAUUGACCACAUUUUUCUUGGCGAUCAUGGUUCUUGCUCAGUUUGGCUCUCUUUGUAACUCCAUUUUAGCCACAGUGCAUAUCAUCUGGGCUCUUUCUCGAGAUGGCUGUCUUCCUUUCUCCAAGACCUUUUAUCAGUUAAAUGAAAAGACCAAGGUGCCUGGUCGUGCCUUGAUUUUUCAGCUUAUUAUUUCCAUUGCCAUCAUUAUGCCUUCGUUUGGCUCAGGUGUUUAUUGGCAAGCCAUUAUGAGUACAUCCGUUAUUUCAAUUAAUGCAUCUUACGGUCUACCAUUGUUAAGCCGCCUUUUGUGGGUUCGGAAUGACAUGCCUAAAGGUCCUUUUAGCCUUGGUAAAUGCAGCUUGCCAUUGAAUAUCAUCAGUAUUAUUUGGAUUUCAUUUUUUAGCGUUAUACUCUGCAUUCCUUCAGUAUCGCCUGUUACGCCCGGAACCAUGAAUUGGGCCUCUGUCAUGAUUGUAGGUGUGCUAAAUCUUUCCAUCUUGUUUUGGCUUGUCUCUGGUCGCAAAAACUACAAAGGACCUGUUGAGAACUCGGACGAAUAAUAUUGCUUUAUAAUAUACAUUAUCCGUUAUUUGUAAACGACCAAUACUAAAUUCUACUACUAUCACUAAUAAACAGCACUUUUCUUUGUAAACCAUAGCAUCUCUUAGUCAAGAAAAGCAGGAGAUACAUAUUAGUAACAAUCUGAUACAAUAUUACGCGAUCGUCUGCGAACAAUAAAGAGAUUUUAGCCUUACACCGAUGCCUUAAUCUACACCUAUAGACUGAUCAGCUUCAAUCAAGUACUCAAUCUAUUGAUCAUCAAAUAUAGUUUAGCCGAAACACGAAAAUUAUACAUCUAGUUUGUCGCAGUAAGAGUUAAAAUCCAAACUUUAUACUAACGAGAAGCUAUCUUGAAAGAAUUUUACGUUAAUAUAUACUCCUAGAAGGCUGAAUAAAG